This is a messenger RNA of Meleagris gallopavo (turkey), 1200 nucleotides long. It is a transcript of the gene SPRY4, whose product is annotated as sprouty RTK signaling antagonist 4. Gene Ontology annotation, cellular component: cytosol; membrane. Lineage: Eukaryota; Metazoa; Chordata; Aves; Galliformes; Phasianidae. Gene Ontology annotation, biological process: multicellular organism development; negative regulation of MAP kinase activity; negative regulation of Ras protein signal transduction. The record is from RefSeq and is a predicted model, not a curated record.
AUUCAUAAAAUAGCCAUUUUCCCAGGCAGCGGCUUUGCAGCACCGCGGCGGAGCGGGGGCAGCGGAGCCGCUGUCAGAGCCGCGCUCGCAGCCCUGGUCCCGGAGGGCUCCGCUCGCGUUGCAGAGAUGCUCCUGGCUGGGAUCCCUCGGGACACCUAAGAGCAUAUUUCUCACCAGUGCUCAGGCUGCUUUAUCAAUGGAGCCCCGGAUUCCCCACAACAUCACCGUCGUCCCCAACUCUGUGAUGGUCCAGCCCCUGCUGGACAGCCGGAUCCCCUACGGGAGGCUGCAGCACCCGCUCACCAUCCUGCCCAUUGACCAGAUGAAGACGACCCACAUAGAGAACGACUACACUGACAACCCCACUGCUCCCCUGCCGGCAGCCCCCAAGAGACCCCGGGGUCCCCAUGAAGCAGCCCCGAGCCACGCGCAGCGCUGCGAGCAGGACGUCACCCACCCCUGGAUCUCCUUCAACGGGCGGCCCAGCUCCAUCAGCAGCAGCAGCAGCACCUCGUCUGACCAAAGGCUCUUGGACCACAUGGCCCCGGCACCCGUGGCUGAGCAGUCCUCACCCAGGGCGGUGCGCAUCCAGCCCAAAGCAAUCCACUGCAAACCCCUGGACCUGAAGGAGCCCGUGUCUCAGGAACUGGAUAAGCACUUUCUGCUGUGCGAAGCCUGUGGGAAAUGCAAGUGCAAGGAGUGUGCACUGCCCCGGACUCUGCCGUCGUGCUGGGUGUGCAACCAGGCGUGCCUGUGCUCGGCGCAGAGCCUGGUCAACUACUCCACCUGCAUGUGUCUGGUCAAGGGUGUCUUCUACCACUGCACCAACGAGGACGACGAAGGCACGUGUGCCGACCACCCCUGCUCCUGCUCCCAGUCCAACUGCUGCGCCCGCUGGGCCUUCAUGAGCGCCGUGUCCCUGGUGCUGCCCUGCCUGCUCUGCUACCUGCCCGCCACCGGCUGCGUCAAGCUGUCCCAGCGCUGCUACGACCGCCUGCGCCGGCCCGGCUGCAGGUGCAAGAACACAAACAGUGUCAUGUGCAAGGCACUGCCCGAGAGCAAAGCCGGCAGGGCUGAGAAGCCCUUUUGAUAACUGGGGAAGGAGGGAGGGGGGAGGAUGCUCCCCAAGGGGGUGGAGUUGUGUUUUUUCAUAACCUGUGUUCUGAGGAUAACACGAGCUUUUCACCUUCAGAGAAAGCA